Molecule: messenger RNA, 4230 nt
Organism: Gadus chalcogrammus (walleye pollock)
Lineage: Eukaryota; Metazoa; Chordata; Actinopteri; Gadiformes; Gadidae
Product: solute carrier family 22 member 13-like
Exons: 10
Coding region: 603-2225 (540 amino acids)
Biological process (GO): transmembrane transport
Cellular component (GO): membrane
Molecular function (GO): transmembrane transporter activity
Source: RefSeq, a predicted model, not a curated record
GUCCCCCUAGAUGCAUGAUGGGUAGAUGAGCAACGUUUGCUGCAGUUCACUGGGUAGGCAGGUCGACUGAUCUAUCCAGCACACAUCUAGGUGGACACGGCCACUUGUGAUGUCAGAAGAGGCCGAUUUGAACACGUAGACGUAGAUUUGAACACAUAGUUUUAUUACAUUCAUUAUCCUGCAAAUGCAAGGGCUUUUAUCAGUGGGACAAAGGCUCAAUGACCAUUGUGUAACCUUAUUCAUCGCUAGAUACUGACUCAUCUAUUAACAGGAAUACCUUUUAGAUGUUCACUUUAAUUCUCAAUAGGUUAGGUCAUAACAGCAUAAUUGUUGUGCGGAUAUAGGGUUAGAUGUAGCAAAUAAAAUCUCACUGCCAGUGGGUUUUGAUACUUUUGAUACUUGUGAACCGUGAUACUGUUAUUUAUAGGCUGUGGCCUACAAAUAAUUUAUUUUCCUUUGACCGUCUUUCUUCAUGGAUACAGUAUGUUCCCAAUGUCCUCUUUCAAAGAUAACAAACAAAAAGAUUAAACAUUGAUGGACUCGAUUAUUUAAAACAAUCCUGUGAGUAACGUCUCCGGGCAGAGGUUUUCAUUCAGGGCACCAUGGCGGACUUCGGAGAGAUGCUGAGAGCUGCCGGAGACUUUGGAUUAUUUCAGAAGAUUCUACUCAUAGCCACAUGGUUUCCCUUCCUUUUACUAUCGUUUAUCUAUGCAAGUGUCUUCUUCGCUGACUCUGACCCAGAGCGCCACUGUAACACGGACUGGAUCCUGGGGGCCGGUCCCAACCUGACAGAAGAGGAGCAGCUGAACCUGACCGUUCCCCGGGAGCCAGACGGCUCCCUCAGCCGGUGUCUGAUGUACGCUCCGGUGAACUGGACCCUGGACUCCAUCCGCCUCCAUGGCCUGAACCACACCACCGCCUGCCGGGACGGAUGGGUGUAUGACCAGACCCUGUACCAGGCCACCAUAGUCACCGAUUUUGAUCUAGUUUGUGACAAGGCGAACGAGUUGGCUGUGGCCCAAACGGUGUUGGGGGCUGGCAUGCUUAUCGGUUCGAUACUGUUCGGACCUUUUGGCGAAUCGUUUGGCCGCAGACGGACCACUCAGAUUCCAGUGCUGUUCCUUUUUAUAUUCACGCUCACAGGUGGCCUUAGUCCCAACUUCUACUUAUAUCUGGCCUCCCAGUUUGGGGCAGGUAUGGGGUAUGGGGGCUUCGGGAUGAACGCCAUCGUGCUGAUGACUGAGUGGAUAGGGAUAACCAAGCGCUCCCUGGGCGCGUGUGGGGGCCAGUUCUCUGGGGCUGCCGGGCUGGCGUGUAUGUCGGGGAUCAACUACCUAACCCGUGAUUGGAGGCUGGCUCAGUUGGUCAUGGCGGUGCCGAUGGGCCUGGUUGCUGUCUACAUAUGGUUUAUACCGGAGUCGGCCCGCUGGCUGCUGGACAGGGGGAGGACAGAGGAGGCCAAAGAGUUGAUCCUCAAAGCAGCGGCCAUCAACAGACACACCGUUCCAGAAUCCCUAUUCGAAAAGAUUGCAGUGAAUAAGACUGUGGAGAAAGGGGGCAUAUCGUUCCUGAUCAGAUCACCUGUGCUUCGAAAACGCUUCCUGAUCAUAGCAUUAGCAUGGUUUGCAUCGAGCCUCACCUUUAGCUGCCUCGGGUUUAACGUGGGGAAGUUUGGGCUGGACAUCUUCCUGACCGAGCUGCUGUUCGGACUCACAGAGUUACCGGCUCAUUUGCUGUGCUUCUGGCUGUUGGAGCUCGCAGGCAGGAAGUUAUGCCUGAUGUUCAACAUCCUGGUGGGGGGUCUAGUGUGCCUCAGCAUCCUGGCUGUUCCCGCAGGAAAUGUCAUCGCUGUGACCGUGUUGGCCAUCCUGGCGCGGAUCCUUGUGACUGUGGGCAUGAGCAUAUGCAGCGUUUACGUUCAGGAGCUGUUUCCCACGCCCGUGAGACAUACUGCAGCUGGGCUAGGGGGCGUAGCAGCUAGAUUGGGGGGGCUGUUGGCUCCCUCAGUCAACCUGCUGGCGCUAUACCACUGGUCCAUACCCGUCUCAGUGUUCAGCAGCCUCACCCUGCUGGGUGGAGCCCUCAUCUUCCUGCUCCCAGAGACGUGCGGGAGAGAGCUGGCAGACUCCAUCGAACAGGCUGAGGUCCAGAGGUGCAGACAAACUGGAUUUCCACCACCCCCCACCCCCCUCGGGAAAUCUACCGUAACCAGUAUUGGCCUGUAAGGUGCCAGUGGGUACUUCCAAAAGGAAGUCAUGGUCUUCAACAGCAGCGAGUGGCAAAGUGUGCAUUGAUCUAACAAGUUCCUUGAUAGAUACCUCAAUUCCUAAAUACUUCCUAAUUGUAAGACGCUUUGAAUAAAAGUGUCUGCUAAAUGCCCUGAAGGUAACUGUAAAAUACGUAAGGAAUAAUCACCGAGAGGCCGGGCAAUAAACAGUUUGAUAUGCCCGGCUCGUGGACGGCGUAACCUUCCGUUACCGCCGUUCCGUUACCGCCUACGUUAUUCUACGUUAUUCUACGUUAUUCACGUACAAUAACCUUCCGUUAUUCUACGUGAAUAACGUAGCUGCUACAUUCGUAUCAAGUCAGCUUUAAUGACGAUCGAUCAAACAUGCACUCCUUGGUUUAUUUUUACUAUGGACCUCAUGUUGGAAAUGUAUGUGAUAGAAAACGAUGCAAGCGGCGUAUUGAUCUACUGUGCUCAGUCAGCAGCAAGUAGAACCGACAAGUCAGCGGGCGAUAUGCCGGAUUAAUGCACCCCUCCCAGCCAAUCAGAAUCGAGCAUUCUUAAAUGAAGUAGAAUAAAUGUAGUUAUUCAGUCUUUAAAACUAUGGGUAAUAGUUAUAAUAUGAUAAUCAAUUAAAAACGUGUCCUCUCUAAUGCUGUUUGUCCUUUCUGGGUUACAGUAGAAAUAAUGCAGUGAAAAUUGGCGGUGGAGGACCCGCUCCCUCGGUAGAAAUAACGAGCUCAUUCUAGGGUAAUUAAAAGAACUAUGAUUCCUAAAUUGAACGGAUAUAGACUAAAUAAGACAUACUUAUGAAUAUCAUAUUCCAUUUCUUCCCUGUCUGUUCCAUGAGAUGCCACUCAAUUAUACACACUGCACCUUCAAUGUAAAGUUCUAAAACAAAAAGAUAAAGUUGCUCUAACAAAGUUGAUUUCCAUUGUUUCCUUGUCAUGUCAAACAAGGUACAGAAAAACAAAAAACAUUAAGAUUUCAGGGUUUACAGAGUGAUUGUUUAUUGAGAACUUCCUCUUCUAGUUACCGUUGGCAGUAAGAGAGGAUAGUGACUGAGGGUGCACUCACACUAGGCAUGUUUGCCUGUUCAGUGCUGCAGGAAGAUUCAGCACGAUUCCCCCCCUCCCCACUCCCCCCGCUGGCCCGUGGUCACACUGCUCCCAAAGGCCGUGGCCUGGGCACGAUUGCUCCUUCAUCCAUACGUCAUCCCGUGUAAUACGAUAAAUACGUCAUCAGCAAGCGUGGUGUCCAGCUGCGACUGAAGGCUGUGGUCGGCCCAAAUUUCAAGUAAACACUCGACUUCACUAUCGCACCAACGUAAACCCACUCAUGAACCGCGUGCCGCCAUUGUUUAAAAUUAUUGUUGUGGGGAAGAAGGGCAUGGACCUAUAAAGAAAGAAGGGUCGCGCAAGGACAACGUCAUCCAGCUCACGUUGCGUAUCCGCCAGUGUGCGUGGAUACAUCUCAUUAGCAUCUGUACUUUGGCCACGGCACAUCUCUCCCAAGUGAGCACUGUGCCGUGGCCAAGGGGCUGUUCCGUGCUGGAAUACGGAUGGCGUGGUCACACUAGCCAAAAGUUCUAGACUUUAGUAUGCAAAUGAGCUCGGGCACGGGGCCGCGGCCCUAGUGUGAGUGGCCCCUGAAUAUGCAUCUCUGGAGAUCAAGACCCCCCCCAGACCACACAAACCCUAAAACCAAACCCUAACCCUAAAACCAAAAACACUAGUCAGACCAUUUUAGACAUUAUUAAGACAAUAAUCUGUAUCAAUUUCUCAAAAGAUAUAUGCGUGCGGUAAUAGAUCACAGUUUUGAACAGGGGUCCCUUUAGGGAAUGCAAGUUGAUGGUGGUUAAGACCCCCCCCCCUACCCCCCAAUGAUAAAUAGGUGAACUGUACAUGAACUAUUGUACUUCAUAAAUGUGGUUAAUCGCAAUCUGUAUGUUGAUAUGUAUUUUGUAAAGUGUCUACAUAUUUUAACAUAAAUAAAAAAAGGAA